UCCGUCACUUAUCUAAUUAAUUAUUAAUGGGAACACCUUAUUGGAUUAUUGUUAAAAUUAUUUUUUUUAUAAUAUUAAAAACCCGUUCGCACAAAAUUCCCUUAGCGACGUCAUACUGGGUGUAUCGUGGCCACAUUGAUAUUUCGUGAGGUUGGUACUGACGCCUGUCGCCAGCUGUCACGAGGUCGGAACGGUGAAGGGAGGCCAUUGACUUGGGAGUGUCAUGUGAGUGCAGAUGGCGGCGUGAAUUUCUUUGUAAAUUAAAUAAGUUAUUUCCUGUUGCAUAGUUCAAUUAUUGCUAUUGCAAGUUAUAUUUGUUUUUUUUUGGGUGAAUUAAAGUGACGGAAUAAUGGAACUGUAAGAAAACGGAUCUCACGCCGCCAUUCUGGAGAAAUCUCAUUACUGAUGGUAAACCCUCUCUAACACCGAGAGCAGACACUUCCAACGUUCGAUCAAUCAGGGAACAAGCCAAAGGAUACCGUCUCCCAUUUGUUUUUGUAUUGAUUCAUCAUCCUGCACCCUCCGAGGGUAGUUUCAUUAGCUAUUGGGCAGUUGCACCACUUCGGUGAUAACUUCGUUCCACGGAUUUGGUACCAGACACCAAGGAUCGUUGUUGGAACAUGUGAAAAGGGGUUUGUUUUGGGGGACAUUUGUUCAUACCAGUUAAAGACAUAUUUUUUUUUCUAGUAAUAUUCAGGACAUUUCAUACUUUCAUAAUUUAAUUACACAUAUAUGUUUUUCUUUCUCCACAAAUUUAAGUACAUUUUAGAUAUAACAGCCAUACCUUACAGUUAGUAGUGUUCCCCAAAUUUAUAUAAUUCCUGGUAGAAGUUUCGAGCUCGAAUAUUCUCCACCUACAUGUUCUUUUCACUUGGUUUGUAUUAAUUUUAGACUUGUUUCCUCAUUUAAUUUAAAAAUAAUAUUAGUUCAAUUAUUCACCUAAAUUUAAAAUCAUUUAACUUGCUUCAUAAUUUUCAAUUUUUAUUAGAUUUUUUGGUAAAUAUUAUUUAACUUUCGCUAUUAAACUUUUUAUAUUAAAUUCGAAUAAAUCCCUAGUACCCAUCCCCUCAGGAAGGUACUAGUUUUACUUGCUGUUAGUAUUUAGAACCACUAGUCAGAAAAGGAUCUUUGUAUCCAGUACUAAGUUGGUUCAUUUAGGGACUUGUUACCCGUCAACUCAUUGAGAGUUGUAUAAUAUAUAUUAUAUACAUUAGGUAUUUUCAUUGUUCUAAUAUCAGGUAGUAUUCAAUUAGGGUGUACGUAUUACAAUCGUACAAGUGUUAUUUGGUGAAGGGUUCAUACUAAUCUAGGUGUAGUUUGUACUUCCUAUAUUAGAGGUACUCAUUUGUAAAAUUUUCUAACCUCAUUCACAUUAUGGUUACAUUAUUUAAUUGUAUAAAUCUGUAAAUGACUUUCACUAGUAUCUACCAUUUCUUGUCAUUUUAGAGUCACAUACUAGUCACUUGUUUUAACUCAGAGAUUGUGAAUAUCUAGUAGUUAUAUUUAAUAAAUAUAUACAUUUAUUGUGAAUUUUUUUUAAUUCUUUAAAUUUAUACAUUUAAUAUACUUGUACUACAAAUUUAAUAUACUCUAUAGCAGCGUAGAAUACCUGGAAGAGUGUUAACCUAGUUAGCCUUCUUCUGGCGCCCAAAAAUUUAUUCUAUUUUCAUUAUAUUAUUAUAUUUACUCUAUCUAUCUUCUGAACAUUAUCUUAAUAUCUUCUUUUCUAGCCAUCAUUAUCAUUUCCUUUAAUUUAUUGUCUGGUCAAAAAUAGGCGUGCAAAUUGGCAGAAUCCUUCCUUGAGUGUCAAGUGGCCAUUCUCUUGCAUAUUUAGCUAGCCAUUCAAGUUACAUUUAUCUAUUCAUAAUUUUUUCAUCCCCUUUCUCUAUCAAGUAUACUGUUUUCAUUUGCAUAGUUCCAUACUAGUACUACUGCAAAGUAGUAUUCUAGUUACUUCGGCUUCUUCAACGUAGAAGCCAUCCAUUUUUGUUCCUUUGGCUACAUUAAGUAGGUCUUCUUUUUCCUACGUCUGUUUGGAGUUUAUCACUCUCUGUGCAUUCACUCCAACAGAAAAUCUUCUUCUUUCUUGUUACACUGGCUACCCAACGUGGUGCCUUAUUUUUGGUCUAAGACAGUAUUCAUUUAGGUCAUUUCUUUUCUUUUAUCUGAAGUUUCUUUGUUAUUUCCGUUGGUAUAUCUAUACUCAUUUUAUUACUUAUUUAUUUUAUCGUUAAUAUUUUCUGAUAUUUAUCAGGUAUUCUUAUACGCUGUAUUUAUUUAUUUUUUUUCCAUAUUUUGAGACCUCAUUAUAGUUUAUGAUUGUGCAACUCACAUUCUAGAUUAGAUUUUGUAUUUUAUUGGGAACUUAUAUUUAAUAUUGCUAUUACUUAUAUUACAUACAACAUAUAUUUUAUUCCUCCAUCCAAUAGUGGUAUAUUUGGAGGUACACUUAAGCGUUGAUCAUAUAUAUUUUUUUUCUAGAGUGGUAGUAAGUUACAUAUAACUAAAAAUUUAUUUCCAGUAUUUAGGUACUAGAUUUUCUUAAGUAUACUUUAUUUACUGGAUCAUUUAUUUAUUUACUUGAUCUUAUUUAUUUAUUCGCUUAUAUACCUGAUAAUAUAUAUUUGCUGGCCGUUUUGAUUUUGUUGGUGUGUUGCUAAUCUUUUCUCAGUACUUAUAUAUUCUGCGUGCAAACUUAGUUAUAUUUCAUACUUCUGAUCUUUGGACUGUUUGUCAAUAAUUUUGUUAUCAUCAUGUGUGCUUUUAAAGUGGAACAUCUUCUGGUGGACGAAUUGGACUAUGAGUUGAAUAUUAGGGACGUAGUACCAGAGGAGUCGGCAACAGUCGAUAGAAAACGCAAUCUUCUGCGGGGUGCUUUAAAACAAGAAGCAGGCAAUAGGAGUUUUCUCCAAAUUUCAGCUGCACAUAUUCCUUUUGAGGAACAACAGAAAGGAAUCUUUGAAACAUUAGACAGCUUGUCUAAAAAAAUCGAGAAGUUUCGGGGAACUGUAAAUGAUGCAGAAUACGCGCGAUUAACAUCUCGUUUAGCCCAUAUUUCUGGCCGUGUACACUUGUUACACUGUGCUACUGAAGAACAGGAACCUUUUAAGAAGUCUGUUUCUCUUAGAAUAUUAACCCUAGAGGGUGAACUUGAUUCUAGAGUUAACCCCGUAGCUACCUCUACUCCUAAUGCUCCCGUCAACGUAUCUAGCUUCACCUACCCCAAACCUGUGCAAGUACACAAAUGGGGUAUUUCAUUUUCUGGUGAAAAACAGCACACUGAUGUAAUGUCGUUUUUAGAAAGGGUUGAAUGUCUUCGUGUGUCUAGAGGUGUCUCUGAAGAGGAUUUGUUUGCUGCUUCUGCUGAACUGUUCACCGGUCCAGCUUUUACAUGGUUUAUGAAUAAUAGGGGUAGUUUUUCUUGUUGGUUGGAUCUGAUUAAAAGGUUGAAGUCAGAUUUUCUUCCUUACUCAUUCCAGGACGAUUUACUAGAUCAAAUUAAAAAUCAUAAGCAGAAACCUGGGGAAUCUGUUACUAUGUUUAUUAAUACUAUAUUAGGUAUGUGUAGUCGUCUAGACACUCCUUUGUCAGAUUUAUCUAAAAUUAAAAUUAUCCUUAAGUGUCUAUUACCCUUUUACCAUCAACAAUUAGCUCUGAUGGACAUUCAGAACAUUGAUGACCUCACUGUAAAGUGCAAACGUUUGGAGGAAACGUUAUCCUGGUUUUCUCAACCUCCAUCCACAUCUAGAUCCUCUUCUAAUUCUUCUUCUCAGCCAACUUCCUUUAGGCAACGUUCUUGGCAAAAUAAGGGUCAUGAACAUAAUGUUUCUGUUGUUAGUUCUGUUGUCUGCUGGAAUUGUGGUCAGGUUGGCCACCCGUUUUACAAUUGUAGGAUUCCUCAAACCCGUAUUUUCUGCCAUGGUUGUGGCCUAGAGAACACCCUUAAAAGGAACUGUUCUAAGUGUUCGGGAAACGAAAUGUCGGAGUUCCGUCCCCUGAGCGUUUCUCCGUCCACCUCCCAAUCAGGGAAUCAAACUCCAUCAGACAACGAGACCGUCGGCCCAAGCACACCCAGCAACUCAAACCCAUCUUCCAGUCGGAAAGGGAAGAGAGUACCGUUCAAGAAACAAGCACACACCACAAAUCAAAAUCAGUCCAGAAAUUAACUUUUUGUCAGGAUACGUUGAAUUCGCAGGGUUCACAUGAUUACAAAUCCACAAAUUCUUCUUUAAUUAGUAGUGUUAAGCAUAAUAAUAAUUUUGAUAGUGAAGUAGUUCCAUAUAACGGUUGUAGCCAACCAAAUACUUUAGACUUAGAUAUUAAUUCUCUAUUGGUUAGGAAACAAAAUGAUAAUAGGCCGUAUCUACCUAUACAAAUUUUAGGACAACCGUGUUUAGCUUUAUUAGAUAGUGGCUCUAAUAUUUCUUUGAUAGGGGCACAUUCAUUAAAUUUAUUGAAAAUUGCUAAUAUUCCCAUUAUGCCCAUUUCAUCCUUGCAAGUAUCUACAGCAGAUGGUACAGUUCAGUCUAUUACAGGCAAACUCCAAAUUGAAAUCACAGUGGCAAACUUAUGUAGGCAAAUUACAUUUUAUGUUAUUCCUUCUGUACAGAAUUCUAUAAUUUUAGGUAUGGACUUCUUCAAUGCAUUUAAUAGCACCUUAAGUUGUUCUGAUUUUUCUUUUUCCAUAUCUGAAUUCAAUCUGUCUACUCUUAGUGCUAUUCAUGAUUUUUCCAGUUUAUCUAGUGCUGAACAAAGGCAAUUGGAGAAUAUGAUCUCUCAGUUUACUACUAUUUCUUCAAAUGACAAACUAGGUCGUACUUCAUUAAUAUCUCACACUAUUGAGGUGGGAAAUCCUACUCCCUUCAGAUUAUAUCAGUAUCCCAUACCUCAAGCCUGGCAGGCAGAUUUAGAAAAAGAAGUAGAUUCGAUGCUUGCUUUAAAUAUCAUAGAACAUUCAACGUCGUCCUAUUGUUCCCCACUCUGGUUAACAAAGAAGAAGGAUGGAUCCUUCAGGAUCUGCUUUGAUGGUCGAAAACUAAACAGUAUCACCACUAACAGGGAUGCUUAUCCAAUUCCCCGAAUCGACGUGAUUUUGAGCAAACUUCAGAAUGCCAAAUAUAUCUCUUCGAUUGAUUUGUCUAAGGCCUUCUUACAGAUCCCACUGAGUGAAGAGAGCAAGAAGUAUACUGCUUUUGCUGUCAGUGGUAAAGGACUGUUCCAGUUUGUCACCAUGCCUUUCGGUCUUGUUUCUGCUCCCCAGACAAUGUGUCGUCUGAUGGAUUUAGUCAUUGGUCCACAGUUAGAGCCCUAUGUUUUCUAUUAUUUGGACGAUAUUUUGGUUGUCACCCCUGAUUUUGCCCUUCAUAUGGAAAUUUUAGAUAAGUUGUUUUUACGUCUUAAGGAAGCUAAUUUAACGAUUAAUUUGGAUAAGUGUCAGUUUUGUCGCCCUAGUCUUAAGUUUUUGGGUUAUGUUGUUGAUAAUCAGGGUCUAAGGACUGAUCCUGAGAAAAUAGUUGCUAUUAAGAAUUUCCCUAUACCUAAGACCACCACCCAAGUCCGUAGGAUAUUGGGAAUGUGUGGAUAUUAUCGCCGGUUUGUACCUUCGUACUCUACCUUGUUGUCACCCCUUACUGAUCUUCUGAAGAACAGGAAAAAAGGGCAGACCAUUACUUGGACUCCUGAGGCCG
Molecule: messenger RNA, 5687 nt
Organism: Diabrotica virgifera virgifera (western corn rootworm)
Lineage: Eukaryota; Metazoa; Arthropoda; Insecta; Coleoptera; Chrysomelidae
Exons: 2
Coding region: 2754-4166 (470 amino acids)
Molecular function (GO): zinc ion binding; nucleic acid binding
Source: RefSeq, a predicted model, not a curated record